AUGUGCGCCUGCGCUUCUGCCUGCAGCUCUUCAAGUGCUGGACUCGCGUUGGCUCCUCCCCUUCGCUAUAGUGCGCCUGAGCUUUCUAGCGCCUUCCCCCCGCGUGCUUCGGAGGCAGCGGAUGUUUUCUCCUUUUCUCUGCUUGCGGCGGAAAUUCUCGGUGCCAGAGGCCUCCCCACGUGCAAGGAUGGUGAACUUCAAGACCAUCAGCAGCAGGCACCAGAAAUUCAACAAGCAGCCCUCACUGCUGUACAGACGUCGCAUGGCGUUUUUGACUAUACUGCGCACCGCACGCUUUUCCUGCCCAGAGUUCUCUCACUCAUUGCAAAUGCAGAGUCUUCAGCAGUUCGCUUGGCGGGAUUGGAAGCUUUGCGAUCGAUGGGGUCUUCUUUUGAUCGGGAUACAGUGGAGGCGCAAAUUCUCCCUGUGCUCCUGCAGGUAGAUGAAGACCGACAGCGCCACUUCGCUGUCAAGGCAGAGCAACAGUCCGCAGUGGAUGCUGCACUGCCUUCCAGCCAAGAGACUCCCUCACUCCCGGCAGUUUCUCUAGAGGGGCUUCUCGCGACAGCCAGUCUUCCAGUCCCCCCUUCUUUGUCUCUUCCGAGCGGAAAAGGAGGCCUCCUGCACAGCCUCCCCACCCCGCCGAAGCCUCCCCCCCCUCCGCCAGCCUCGACAUGCCUUACACCCCAGUAUGCGAGUAACAGCACCUCAGGACUGCAUCGUCAACACCAAGGAGCGCUAAGCGAGGCUGCUGAGCAGAUGCUCCCGUCUCUGAAUGCUCGCUUGCCGGAGCAUAAAUUCCCAGCUCCCCGCGGCAACACUAGCGGCGCCGAGAAAAACUCCCCAUCAAGGGCUUCAGAAGAAUGCUCUGAACUCGACAUGAUCCUUGCUGCUGCCUCUGCGGCGAUACCUCAAAACAAGCCGUCGUAA
Molecule: messenger RNA, 930 nt
Organism: Cyclospora cayetanensis
Lineage: Eukaryota; Apicomplexa; Conoidasida; Eucoccidiorida; Eimeriidae
Exons: 5
Coding region: 1-930 (309 amino acids)
Source: RefSeq, a predicted model, not a curated record